This is a messenger RNA of Lachnellula hyalina, 2847 nucleotides long. RefSeq names its product AB hydrolase superfamily protein. The record is from RefSeq and is a predicted model, not a curated record. Gene Ontology annotation, molecular function: hydrolase activity. The transcript is spliced from 5 exons. The annotation marks the transcript as partial. Lineage: Eukaryota; Fungi; Ascomycota; Leotiomycetes; Helotiales; Lachnaceae.
AGCUACGCUGCUACGCCCUUCCUAGGAGUCGAAGAAAGGAGAGCAGCAAUGGUGUUUAAUACAGCAACAGUCGGUUCUGCCGUGACUCCCGCUGUCAUCCAGACCUUCUUUAACCAUUAUCUCAAUCGCAAAACACGCGCGCAGAAACCCACGGCGCAGAUUUCCUACGACGAGGGCCUCAACCUGAUCAAGAAAUUCUUGCUCUACGCGUCCCACCACACCGUCGAAGAUGUCCAGCGCUUCACGUCCCAAUGGGUGCCUCAUCCUACGUGGGUCAGGGUAGACGAGGUCAAGAUCGAGCAGGAGUACAUCACAAAGGCAGCGGAAGCUAUACAACAACAAUUGGGGCACCAUGGUAUUGAGAAAGUUGGCGGGAAGACUUGGUGGCAGUGGCGCAGACCGGGGGGCGAUUUGAAGGCUGAGUGGAUUGAGAUGAAAGCCGAUUAUCAGGAAAGGAAGCGCAUGAGUGAUCCGGGGAAGAGGGUAAUGUUGUAUGUGCAUGGAGGCGCGUACUUCUUUGGAAGUGUGGAUGAGCAUAGAUACCAGAUGCAGAGACAUGCUAGGAAACUGAAAGCUAGAGUGUUUGCUCGUGAGUAUUCGCGGUACCGAUUAGCUCCUCAAUUUCCCUUCCCCUGUGGGCUCCAUGAUUGUUUGGCUGCAUACCUAUAUCUCCUCACCGUUCAGGAUCCAACAACCAUCAUCCUGGCCGGAGACUCUGCUGGAGGGGGUAUGGUAUUAAGGUGGGCGUUGUAUGAGCAUAUUAUUGGAUUUCCAGCUAAUGUAGAUAGCAUGUUGGUGGUAAUGCGAGAUCGGGGCAUCCCGCUGCCAGCCGGAGCUGUCCUUAUAUCACCUUGGGUCGACCUGACACACUCAUUCCCUAGUGUUGCUGGCGAUAACCCAUUGGACUAUAUUCCUCCACAUGGAUUCCAUCAAAAGCCGUCGCCCUCAUGGCCUCCUCCAAAUACUGACGACAUGCUGGCGAUGGAAGAACAAAUUGUAAAGAAAUUGGUGACUAACGAGCACGUUUCUUCUCCCCAAGAAAGCGAAGCAGAUGCGGUCCAAGGGUUCCAUAUAAAUCAACACCCAGAUGCUGGCACUAAAAAUGACACAGCCGCAACUGGUACUGCUACAAAUGAUGGUACUGGACCUGCUGCAAAUACUGUUCCUGGUCCUGGUCAUGAGUUGUCAAUUAUGAUCGAUGGGAAAUUGGUCGAAAUCAAAGACCAAAUCCAGAUGUAUGCUUCGAAUCAGCUAAUGUCUCAUCCUUUAGUCUCCCCUGUUCUGCAACCAUCUCUUGGAGGGCUACCGCCCUUGCUCAUCAUGGUUGGAGGGGGCGAAAUGCUCAGAGACGAGCAAAUAUACCUAGCUCACAAAGCAGCAAACCCAGCAAAAUACCCGCCAGGUGACGCGUUCCUGGACGAGAGUCCACACGAUCAUAACAGGAAUCAGGUUAAUCGCUGGAAACCUACCGAUGUGCAAUUGCAAAUUUGGGACGAUCUCUGUCACGUGGCACCUACCCUGAGUUUCACUCGCCCUGCGAAAUAUAUGUAUCGAUCAAUUGCCCAAUUCGGCGCGUGGGCUUUGGCAAGAGCACAGGAUACUGAAAUCGAAAUCCUGGACGAUGACGAUGUUUCCAUUAUCUCUCGCUCCUCGGACGAUGAAGACGAGGUAAUCGACGAGAAGGUAAUGAGCUCCCAAAAGACCAAAAAUGCAGCGACAUCAGCGACAGGUCAAGUGGGCAAGGCUGGAGAUCCUCUCCCGCCAUUCAAAAGCCAUAUGAUCCGCCAACGAGUCGACAGGCAUGGAAACACGUCUGAGCUUGAACCUGCAUCCGAGCUGCCAGGAUGCAAAAUGGCUUCUAGUGAUAUCGGUGUCAUCAAGCAAGGUCCAGUCAAGAAAUGGAUGACAGCAAAGAUGGAAUGGGACACCAAAUUUGCGUCAUCGAAGAGGAAGAUCCAGAAGCAGAGAGCCAAGGAGAUGGCGAAAGGUUACCAAGGGUUUGGUGAUGGGGAAGUACCGCCACCUUCUGCCUUGGCUGGUAGGAGAAAGAUGGGAGAAGAUCUCAGGGAAGAGAAGAAGACACGAAGCAUGGGAAUGAGCUUGUGGGCUCUUUGGGGCAGCAAGCACGACGAGACAACCAUCGAGCGAGAACAGGAAGCUGACAGGGAGCCCGAUACUGUGGUUGCUACUGCCGCUGAUGGAGUGGGUGCAAGGCCAUUAGACGACACCAAGACAAGCCAGGGCAAGAAGCUCGAGACGGCAAAUUACAGCCGCAGUAGAUCUCGCAGGCGUAUUGUCAAAGACGAGCAUCAGGCUGACGUGGAGGACGGAGUGGAUGAAAAUACUCCUGCUUCAGUAUUGUUUGCAAAGAAAGCCGAAGCCGGCGAACCCAGCGACCCGAACCUUGUUCCGAACUUUAUAGCUAGCCCUACGAAAGACGAAGCUCCUAGCACCCCAUCGAUCAUCGUCCGGGUCCCAACGAAUGAACAAGAUGACUUCGGCCGCAAGCGCCCAAAGGCUGGUGGUAUUGCCUUCCCAUUCACCUUGAAGGGUCACCAUUCUACGGCCAGUAUGACGACGUUGACCAGCUCUGUCGGCGUUCCUCCUGCGGAUGAUGUACGAAUUCAGGGCGUGAAGGACAGUGGAGUGAAGAAUGAGGCUCCUGGAGCUGCGAUCAGAACCUCUGUUGACGGGAAUGCGAGGGGGAAGGAAAAUGAGAAUGUUAAUACCGCUUCUGUAACUUCUGAAGCAGGAGCGCAGGUGGUUGAGAAUGGAGAGGUGGUGAGUGCGGAGAGACCACCGCUUGAGACGUUCGUUUCGGCAGUUGAGAGUCUGCCCAAGGCAUAA